Leptopilina boulardi is the source of this 773-nucleotide messenger RNA. RefSeq names its product protein cornichon (gene cni). Lineage: Eukaryota; Metazoa; Arthropoda; Insecta; Hymenoptera; Figitidae. The transcript has 4 exons. The record is from RefSeq and is a predicted model, not a curated record. Gene Ontology annotation, biological process: endoplasmic reticulum to Golgi vesicle-mediated transport. Gene Ontology annotation, cellular component: endoplasmic reticulum membrane; COPII-coated ER to Golgi transport vesicle. Bases 80 to 511 code for a protein of 143 amino acids.
CAUAAUUUGGAAAUGCCGUUUGUCGCAAAGGUUUAAAAUUCAUACUCCCACACACACACACAUCUAUACAUACUCAAAAAUGGUGUUUAACAUAGCCGCUUUUUCAUAUAUUGUCGCAUUAAUUUGUGACGCAGUUUUAAUAUUUUUUUCAAUAUUACACAUAAUCGCCUUCGAUGAAUUAAGAACAGAAUACAAAGAUCCAAUAGAACAAUGUAACAGUCUGAAUCCGUUAGUUCUUCCGGAAUAUGGAUUACAUUUAUUUAUUAAUUUUUUAUUUCUAAUCAGUAAUGAAUGGAUAUCAUUACUUUUAAAUGUUCCAUUGAUUGCGUAUCACAUUAAUAGGUAUCGUAAUAGACCUGUUAUGUCAAGACCAGGUCUCUAUGAUCCUACGAAUAUUUUAGACGCAACCAGCUUAACAAAGUGCCAACGUGAAGGAUGGGUUAAAUUAGCCUUUUAUCUAAUGUCUUUCUUCUAUUAUUUAUAUGGAAUGAUAAGCUCUCUCAUUCACUAGGAUAGUUUAUAAGAAAUAAUUGAAUGUUUUUACCAUUUUUUACAAACAAACGAUCUUUCGCAAAAUGGAUGAGAAAGAGAUGGAACUGACUUGCUUCCUCAUUGGAUUUUUCUAAGAAUUUUCGUGUCCUUAACGAAAUAAUAAUGAUACUGCAUUUUUACACUUAUUGUCAGCUUCUUUAAAUAGAAUACUGACUUGAUUGUCGUACUUUCAUAGAGAAAAGUAUAGAACGAAUAUAUUUAUAUAUCAGGUACAGGCAUAA